AUGUCUCGAUCCCGCCAUGCAAGGCCUUCCAGAUUAGUCAGGAGGGAAGAUCUGAACAGAAAGAAAAGCACCCAACUGAAGAAGACAUCUAAGGCAGCCAACAAAAAUGUGGCAUCAGUCAAGACUGUUAGCCCUGGAAAAUUAAAACAAUUAAUUCAAGAAAGAGAUGUUAAGAAAAAAAUAGAACCCAAACCACCUAUGCCAGUCAGAAGCCUUCUGACAAGAGCUGGAGCAGCACGAAUGAAUUUGGAUAGGACUGAGGUUCUUUUUCAGAACCCAGAAUCCUUAACUUGCAAUGGGUUUACAAUGGCUCUCCGAAGUACCUCUCUUAGCAGGCGACUCUCCCAACCUCCAGUGAUCAUAGCCAAACCCAAGAAAGUUCCACCUCCUAAAAAUUUAGAAAAGCAACAUGGAUGUGAUUAUAAUGUAGUUGCUGACAUGGGAGUAAAACAGUCAGAAAAUGAUUCAGUUCCAACACAAGUCCCCCUAAUUGCUCCUGAUGUAGAGAAUCUAAUUGGUGUUCAAAAGGCAUCUUUAAUUAAAGGUGAGAGCCAAGAGACAACCCAGUCUUGGUCCCAAAGGGUGGAGGAUUCCAAAAUAAAUAUUUCCACUCAGAGUGACCCUGCAGCAGAGAUCCUUUCUGGGUCAUCGGAAGAGACAUGUGGUGGUGAAGGACUAUUCUCUAAAGAGACAUUGAAUGAUAUCAGCGACUCCCCUAGAAUGUUUGCUCAGGACACUCUGUGUGCUCCUUUGCUCCAAAGAGCAGCCCUCAAGGUUACUUACGAAGGAAACUCCAGCAUUCAGUUAGAAGAUUUGGGUUCACGAGUAGAAUCUCUUAAGCUAUCUGAUUCUUACCUGGAUCCCAUCAAAAGUGAACGUAAUGGCUACCCCACCUCAAACUUUAAUAAGGUUAUACCGGAAUUGGACCUUAGAAACUGUUUGUCCAUUGGUGGGUCAAUAUAUCCUACCUCAUUAAUAAAACUUCUCUUGGCAAGCUCAGAACAAGAAACCCUUGGUGCUAAACCAGAUCAUCAAGAGGUACUCAAAACUAUCCCAGAGCAACAGGAAAUUCCUGAUACCACACCUAUCAUAGGACAGGCUUUUAGUGCUGUCCCACAUCGAUGGGAAGUUCCUGGUGCUAACAUAAUUCAUGGAGAGGCUCUGGAUGAGACCCCAGACCCACCAGCAAUGCCUGGUGCUAUUCCAGUCCAAGGAGAGGUCUUCGGUGCUAUCCUAGACCAACAAAUCCUCGGAAUGGGUGGUGGUACUGCCUCAGACCCACCUAUCUUUCUUCCUGCUCCUCUAAACCCAAUUGCUACCUAUAAUGCUCUCCCAGAAUGGCUUGAGCCCCAGAGCACUGUUUCAUAUGGGCUUGAGGUCCAGGGCGCUGUGCAGAUUUUGCCUUUGGGCUCAGGUCACACUCCUCAGCCAUCAUCAAACUCAGAGAUAAGUUCGGUACCUCCAAUAGUGACUAUUAGCAAUAUAGAAAAUGAGAAGCAGGUUCAUAUAAGCUUUCUGCCAGCUAACACUCAGGGGGUCCCCAUAGCCCCUGAGCGAGGACUCAUCCAUGCUUCCCAGGGCAUUAUCCAACUUUCCCAGGCUGGUACCAGCACAUUGGAAGGAGGGAGCUCCCAGAUCAGCAUGACCAGUGUGGCUAACACAGUGGUGUCUAGGCCAGUGUCACUCGCCAGUACCUCCUCUUCUCCUUCCUAUACAACUUUGCUACCUACUUUGGAAAAGAAGAAACGAAAGCGCUGUGGGGUCUGUGAGCCCUGCCAGCAGAAGACCAAUUGUGGUGAAUGUACUUACUGCAAGAACAGAAAGAACAGCCAUCAAAUCUGUAAGAAAAGGAAAUGUGAAGAGCUGAAAAAGAAACCAUCCGUCCUCGUGCCUUUGGAGGUUAUAAAAGAAAACAAGAGGCCCCAGAGGGAAAAGAAGCCCAAAGUUUUAAAGGCAUAUUUUGUCAACAAACCAGUAAAUGGCCCCAAGUCAGAAUCCAUGGAAUACAGGAGGAGCUAUGGGGGGGAACAGAGAUUGGAAUUAAACCCACCUCCCCUCGAAAAUGUAGCUAAAAAUGAAGAAAGUAUGACAGGUAUUGAAGUGGAGAAGUGGACGCAGCACAAGAAAUCACAUUUAACCGAUCAUGUCAAAGGCGAAAUUAAGGCAAUUGUGACAGAAGCUGAAAAAUUAAAAAAUUCUGAAGAUGACAGGAAAAAAGUCCUACUUACUGACUUAAUUGAGCCUCAGAAAUUGUUUGCACAAACCGUAAGAAACGGCAUUAAAAAUGUACACUAUUUACCAACCGAAACAAAUGUGUCUUUUAAAAAAUUCAAUAUUGAAGAAUUUGGCAAGGCAUUUGAAAACAAGUCCUAUAAAUUCCUGAAAGACACUGCCAACCAUAAUGCCAUGAGUUCCAUUGCCACUAGUACGAGCUGUGAUCAUCUCAAAGGGAGAAAUAAUGUUUCAGUCUUCCAGAAAUCUGGCUUUAACUGCAAGUCUUUUCCAGAUCCUGCAACGUUCCACUUAAAUAGUCAUACUAGUACACACAAUGAAAGUGAUGAACCAAAAUCUCUAGAAAAUAUACCAAGUAAAGAACUGAAAGGUGGAUCUCCAGUUCAACCAAGUCUUCUAUCCCUAAUGAAAGAUAGGAGAUUAACACUGGAACAAGUGGUGGCCAUAGAAGCUCUGACCCAACUGUCAGAAGCCCCAUCAGAAAAUUCCUCACCAUCAAAGUCAGAGAAGGAUGAAGAAACAGAACACAGAACAGCGAGUUUGCUUAAUAGCUGUAAAGCUAUCCUCUAUUCUGUAAGAAAAGACCUCCAAGACCAAAACUUACAAGGGGAGCCAGAAAGCCUUCAUCACCAUCCAUCUUUGGAAAAGCAGAGUUCAUGUGACACGGUGGUAUUCAAUGGCCAAAACAUUUCCAAGUCACACAACAGCUCAGCUGCUAACCAGUCACCUAAAAAGUCACAGGAAUAUUCAAAAGUCACAAAUUCAGUAUCUCUUUUCAUACCAAAUUCAAAUUCACCUAAAAUUGACACCAAUAAAAAUGUUGCUCAAGGUAGAAUCACUCUUGAUAAUGCUAAGAAUUUGCACCAUUUGCCACCAUCUAGUGAUAAAUUGGGAUACUGUAACCAGUCCCUGGCCAACAGUAAAAAGAUAGACUUAAAAGACGAUCCGUCGUGUCUAAAUACAAUACACAGCAAAAUAGAGGAAGACGUUGCAACCCAGUUAACACAACUUGCAUCAAUAAUUAAAUUCAAUUACAUAAAACAAGAGGACAAAAAGGUUGAAAGUACACCAACAAGCCUGGUUGCAUAUAACAUACAGCAAAAAUGUAGUCAGGAGAAGGUCGCAGUACAACAGAAAGCACCUUCCAGUGUACAAAAUAAUCAUAGCUCAUCAUUGACAAAGCAAAAGAACACAACACAGAAAAAGACAAGAGCUACCCCAUCGAGAGAUCGGCGGAAAAAGAAGCUUAUAGUCAUAAGUUGUCAAGAAAAUGACCGGAAAAAGCAGGAACAGUUGUCAUAUGAGUAUAGUAAGUUACAUGACAUUUGGAUAGCGUCUAAGUUUCAAAGAUUUGGUCAGUUUGGUCCACACGACUUUCCCAUUCUCUUGGGAAAAAUUCCUCCCCUAACCAAAGUAUGGAAACCACUGACUCAAACGAGUUCAGCAUUAGAACACAAAAAAUUAUUUCCUCCACUCACUCAGAUAAAAUUUGAGCGUUAUUAUCCCGAAUUAGCACAGGAAAGAAACAUGAAGGUUGAACCGUUGGAUUCUCUCCCAUUAUGCCAGUUAAAAACAGAAUCCAAUGGACAGGCGUUUACAGAAAAAGUUGAUAAUUCUCAGGUACAGCCAACAGUGAAUGUCAAUCAGAAAGCUCAUCCUUUACUCCAGCUCUCCCCUCCAACUAACCAGUGUGCUAAUGUCAUGGCCAGUGAUGACCAAACACAGUUCCCACGGGAUGUUAAAGACCAACUCAUGCAUCAGAAACUGCCAACAUUGCCUGGUAUCUCUCAUGAAACCCCCUUACCAGACCCAGCACAAAUUCUCAGGAAUGUCGAUGUAGUAUGUUCAGGUGGAAUUACAGUGGUUUCUACCAAGAGUGAAGAGGACAUCUGUUCAUCUAGUAUUGGAGCUUCAGAAUUUUCCCCAGUAGACAGUGCACAGAAAAGUUUUAAUGAUUAUGCCAUGAACUUCUUUACCAAUCCUACAAAAAACCUGGUGUCCACAACAAAAGAUUCUGAAUUGCCAACCUGCAACUGUCUUGAUCGAGUUAUACAAAAAGACAAAGGCCCAUAUUAUACACACCUUGGGGCAGGACCAAGUGUUGCUGCUGUCAGGGAAAUCAUGGAGAAUAGGUAUGGUCAAAAAGGAAACGCAGUAAGGAUAGAAAUUGUAGUGUAUACGGGAAAAGAAGGAAAAAGCUCUCACGGGUGUCCAAUUGCUAAGUGGGUUUUAAGAAGAGGCAGCGAUGAAGAGAAAGUUCUUUGUUUGGUUCGGCAACGGACAGGCCAUCACUGUCCAACGGCUGUGAUGGUGGUGCUUAUCAUGGUAUGGGACGGCAUUCCUCUCCCCAUGGCUGACAGAUUGUACACGGAGCUUACUGAAAACCUAAAGUCAUACAAUGGUCAUCCCACAGACCGAAGAUGCACGCUCAAUGAAAAUCGUACCUGUACAUGUCAAGGAAUUGAUCCAGAGACUUGUGGAGCUUCAUUCUCUUUUGGCUGUUCAUGGAGUAUGUAUUUCAAUGGAUGUAAAUUUGGUAGAAGCCCAAGCCCUAGAAGAUUUAGAAUUGAUCCAAGCUCUCCCUUACAUGAAAAAAACCUUGAAGAUAAUUUACAGAGUUUGGCUACACGAUUAGCUCCCAUUUAUAAGCAGUAUGCUCCAGUUGCUUACCAAAACCAGGUAGAAUAUGAACAUGUUGCCCGAGAAUGUCGGCUUGGCAGCAAAGAAGGUCGUCCAUUCUCUGGGGUCACUGCUUGCCUAGACUUCUGUGCCCAUCCUCACAGGGACAUUCACAACAUGAAUAAUGGAAGCACUGUGGUUUGUACUUUAACAAGAGAAGAUAACCGCUCCUUGGGGGUUAUCCCUCAAGAUGAGCAGCUGCAUGUGCUACCGCUCUACAAACUCUCAGAUACAGAUGAGUUUGGCUCUAGCGAAGGAAUGGAAGCCAAGAUCCAAUCUGGGGCCAUUGAGGUGCUCACACCCCGCCGUAAAAAAAGAACACGUUUUACUCAGCCAGUUCCUCGUUCCGGGAAGAAGAGGGCCGCAAUGAUGACAGAAGUUCUCGCACAUAAGAUAAGAGCGGUGGAGAAGAAAUUCAUUCCUCGGAUCAAGCGCAAGAAUAACUCGACAACAAACAAUAGCAAGGCUUCCUCGCUGCCGCUUUUAGGGAAUAAAACUGAAGCCUUGCAACUUGAAAUAAAAAGUGAAACUGAACCCCAUUUUAUCUUCAAAGGUUCGGACAACACUAAAACCUACUCACUGACCCCAUCCAUUCCUCACACACUGAAAGAGGCAAACAUGUCUCCAGGUUUCUCCUGGUCCCCUAAGACUGCGCCGGCCACAACAGCUCCUCUUAAGAACGAUGCGUCAGUUCCGUACGGGUUUUCAGAAAGAAGCAGCAAUCCCCUCUGCACAGUGCCUUCUGCGAGACACAGUGGUGCUAAUGCAGCUGCAGGGGAAUGCACUGGAAUUGCGCAGCCUGGCGACGAGGUUUCUCUUCCCACCUUGUCGACUCCCAUGACAGAUACCCUGGUUUACUCUGAGCCUCCCAUUGGUCCGUCUGAACAGCUACCUUCUAAUCAUCCAAACCAGCAACCCCCAUUCACCACCUCUCCUCAUGACCUGGCUUCCUCUCUGGUGGAAGAAGAUGAGCAGCAUUCUGAUGCAGAUGAGCCUCUAUCUGAUGACCCCCUCUCAGACGAGCCCCUGUCCCCGGCUGAGGAGAAACUGCUCCACAUCGACGAGUAUUGGUCAGACAGCGAGCACAUCUUCUUGGAUGCCAACAUUGGUGGGGUGGCAAUUGCGCCUGCGCAUGGCUCCGUUUUGAUCGAGUGCGCCCGGCGAGAGCUUCACGCAACCACUCCUGUUGAACACCCCAACCGGAAUCAUCCCACACGCCUCUCCCUUGUUUUCUACCAGCACAAAAACCUGAAUAAGCCCCAACAUGGUUUUGAACUGAACAAGAUUAAGUUUGAGGCUAAAGAAGCUAAGAAUAAGAAAAUUAAGGCCUCAGAGCAGAAAGACCAGGCAGCUAAUGAGGGUCCUGAACUGUCCCCUGAAGUUAAUGAGUUGAACCAAAUUCCUUCUCAUAAAGCGUUAACAUUAACCCAUGACAAUAUUGUCACCGUGUCCCCUUAUGCUCUCACACAUGUUGCAGGACCCUAUAACCAUUGGGUCUGAAGGCUUUUCUCCCCUUCUUAAUGCCUUCGCUAGUGCAGUGUAUUUUUUCAAGGUGCUGUUAAAAGAAAGUCAUGUUGUCGUUUACUUAUCUUCAUCUCACCCAUUUGAAGGCUGAGGUAAAAAACAAAACAAAAAUAGGGUGGGUAUUUCUUAACUGUGACUAUAUUUGAAAAUUGGUAGAAGGUGCACAUUUUAAGCAAAAAUAAAAGUUUUAUAGUUUUAAAUACAUAAAGAAAUGUUUUGGUUAGGUGUUAACCUUGAUAGAAUCACUCAGUUUGGUGCUUUAAAUUAAGUCUGUUUACUAUGAAACAAGAGUCAUUUUUAGAGGAUUUUAACAGGUUCAUGUGCUAUGAUGUAAAAUCAAGACACAGUGUUAACUCUACACAGCUCCUGGUGCUUACCCACAUCAACAGUUAAAAAUAAGCUGCAUUAUUAUUUCGUGGUGCCAUCGUUCCAACAUCUUCCAAUCAUUGCUAGAAAAUCGGCAUAUUCCUUUGAAAUAAACCAAUGAAAUGUUUUCUCUCUCAAGAUAUCUCUCCUGUAUAAAAUAAUUCAUUAUUGUUAAUAAUGGUUGGAGGCUGUUCAUAAACUGUAAAUAUAUAUUUUAAAAGCACUUUCUAUUUUUAAAAGUAACUUGAAAUAGUAUAGUAUAAGAAUCUUAUUGUCUAUUGUUUGUGCAUAUUUGCAUACAAGAGAAAUCAUUUAUUCUUGCUGUGUAGAGUUCCAUCUUGUUAACUGCAAUAUGUAUUCUAAUCAUGUAUAUGAUUUGUUUUUUAAAAAAAAAUGUGUCCUUUCUCAUGCAGAUAUUAGCUACUUAUAUAAAAUAGUUAGAACAUGCAAAAAUUGUUAAUUUUCUCUAAAAUCAGAAUUAGGAAGCAUAUCACCAAUGUCAAUUAACAUUUUAUUUGGAAGUAAGAGUGGUCUCUUCUGAUUUAUCAAGCAACAGUGGCUCCGAUUUUACUUUCACCCCAGCUUUCUCAAUGUCAUCAUGAAAGAUUUUUCCAAAAGGAGAUGGGACAUUGUAGGAUUCAGAAGAGUCAAAUGCUUCUAACGUUUCAAGGUGAUUAAAUAUAAAAAUUAAGUAGCAAGAACCCUACCCAUCCCAAAUUGCCUUAUUUGUUCUGAAAGUCAUUCUGGUACAGAAUUAGAAUAAAAUUCCCAUAGAAAUCUUUUGAAAACAAAACCCCUAUUGUCAUCACACAUCCACACAUCCCAAACAGUAGGAGUGGCAAUCUAAGUAUGGUAUUGCCCAUUAAGAGCUAAUCCAGAGUAGUUUAUCUAAGCAUAUUAGUUUUAGGGAAAUAAAUACUGAUCUUCUCUGAUAAUUGCCUGUGUCCUAGGUAACGGGAAAAUAGGCAUUUCAUUUAUGUUAACCCUCCCAUAUUUUUUCCCAUUACUUAUUGGCUCAUUUUAUAGCAAAACAAAAGGUAUUGCCCAAACAAAAUAUUUAGAGCAAGAAAUUUCAGUGAAAUACUUGAUUCUAUUAAAAUGCAGAGGUGCUAUAACAUGCAAAGUGUCAGAUACCUUGGGAGUGUGGAAAACCUAAAUAAUGGUGCUUCUCCCUUGGAAAUGCCAUAGGAAGCCCACAACUGCUAACACUCAACAAUUUUGGUGCAAAAGCAAACAGUUCCAGCAAGCUCUAAAGAAAAACUCAUUGUAACUUAUAUUAAAAUAAUAUAUGGUGCAAAGUCUCAGUUUCAAGCUUUUGACUAAUCCAAGUAAAGGAAUAUGAAGGGAUUGUAUAUAACAAAUAUCCAUUGGUAGACCAUCAUCUUGUACAAGUAGAUUUCUGCUUCUUGAAUAUGUAAAAUAGGGUGAUUCAUUGACUUGUUUUAGUAUUUUGUGUGCCUUAGAUUUCCGUUUUAAAACAUGUAUAUUUUUGUGAGCCUAAGGUUUCUUAUAAGUAUAUAAAUAAGUGAUUGUUUAUUAUUUCAGCUGCUUUGAUAAGAUAUUUACUAGUAUUAGACUAUCAGGAAUACACCCUUGUGAUAUUUCGUUUUAGAUAUUAGGCCUUAGCUCCCACUAGAAAUUAUCUCCUCACCAGAUUUAAUGAAUCAAGUUUUAAGACCCUUUAUCCAUCCACCCAUCUUCCUUCCAUUCAACACUUACUGAAUGUCUGCAGAAUUUAAAUAUUAGCUUUUGUUUUUCUUUCAACUACCACCCAUGACACAGUAAACGUGAAGAAUUGAAAUUCUAAAGUUGCUUUUAUCCGUGUUUUUCAAAGAAACAGCAAAUUUCCUUCAAAAAAAUCCAUUGUAGGGGUGCCUGGCUGGCUCAGUUGGUAGAGCACGCGAAUCUUAAUCUCAGGGUCGUGAGAUUCGAGCCCCACAUUGGGCACGGAAUCUAUUUAAAAUUGAAAAAAACAAAAAGAACAAAAGAAUCAGUUGUAAUAUAUCUGCAGCAGUUCAAAUCAGUGUCACUAACUUUGAGUAAGUUUCUUAGCAACUGAUCUUGAAGCGCUGGUGUUACUUAGGGGAAUACUGGGAUUUGUGAAGUUGGCUGCAGUUGCCCAAAGCCAGUGCAUAAAAAUAUCCCUGCUCAACUAAAAUGUUUCCAUUCCAUUAUUAUAAUUAACACCAUUAAUGCCCUGUCUCAACUGAUAACCCCAUGGUGGGAACCACAUGUGAUUCCUACUUUGUUGGACUCUACUUCUUAAGUUUCAAUUAACAGUUUACCAUCCCAUUGUCUGCCCUGUGAUUUUUUCCUUUUUAAAUGCUCAUGCUUAUUCAAUGUUCUCCAGCAUUGUGACUGUAUGCUAGGGACACUGCUUUUAGAAUGCUCUUGAGAAGCAAGGAAAUAAAUUUGUUUGAAAUGACAUCUUCACUCAGAAAACUGGUCAUCUAACAUUAUUUCUACACCUUCUAUUAUGUAUUACUGUAACAAUCACCUUUUGCUUUACCUGUCUUACACCACUCAAAAUGAUUUUUUCAAUAUUCUGCCUUUGUUCAUGGUAUGAUAAUUGAAUUAGUUGAUACAUGAUCCCCAAGUUAACCCAACCUGUCCAUAAUAUGUUACAAACUUACUGAAUACAAUGAACUGCCUAUUUUAGAAUCCUACAAAAUACUCUGCCCUUCAAAAUCCUGUUUCUAACAGCUCUCAGGCCAUGGUUGAAAAAAAAUUUUUCUUCUGUUUUUCAGCCUCACCUACAUCUUUCCAAUUCAUCCACAAAGUACCAAAUACAUCAUGUGAUAGACCUAAUUGAAAUAAAUUAUUGGAAAGUGAGGCUAGCUGAAAAUGUAUAGCUGUAGGUAAAUUUUUGCAACACAUUAGCAAAAUGUUUGCAGCUUAACCUUCCAACAUCUUUGUUAUGCAAUCUGCAUGUGGAUGAAAUAAUUUAAUUUGUUAAAUAUAGAAUUUCAACUAGCUGAGAUCCAUAGCAAUUUACUUAAGACAGAACCCCAAAACAUACUUAAUUGAAUGCAUACCCUUGUGUAAAUGAGAUAACAAUUCAUACAAAGUAACCUACUUUCUAAUAUUACUUCAGUGGACUCAACUGAUUAUCAUUUAUUCCACAAUAGCAUGUAUGAAAGUAAUCCUAAACUACUUAAGUUUACUCUUUAAAACAAAUUCUAUUGAGAUUACGUUUUGACAUUGCAUGACAACUUCCACCAAUAGUGGGCACAGAAUUUCCUUCAAAUGUGCUGAGUAAAUCAGUAGCUGUCAUAUAACUUUUUAAUAAUAUAUAGCUACCUUCUAUUUCACAACUUCUUGAUGCAUGGAAAUUUCUUUUUUGUCUAGAGUUAAUACAACUGUGAGUUUUGAUCUUCUGUAAAAUUUCUGACGAGAAUUGUGAAAUAAUAUGGUAGUGGCCUCUCCCAGCGCUAGAAGAUACCUUAGAAGUCACACAGUUCAAUCACUGGGGCCCAGAGAGCAGAUGUUAAUGUCAGUGUGUACCUAUGUUUAUAAUUAGAGUUGAAACAAUCAAAUGAAGGCCACUUUGUGCUUAGGAGAACUCGAGGAAACAAACUUGAUUUGCUCACCCAGAGAGUAUCUCAUAACUGGGAAAUAACCUUAUUGUGGUACGAGUAAAAAUUAAAAUGGCUUUUUAUUUUUUUCUGUUGAGUUUUUUGUUUUGUUUUGUUUAUUUCUGAGAGAUUCAGGAAAACAAGUCAAGUGAAAUUGGAUCAAGAUUUCCCUGCCUGCAGAGUUUCGUGGGCCUUGUGUGGGAAAUCUAGCUGACCUUUGACCUAUGAAGCUGUCCUGUUAACUCCUCCAACAAAAUGUGGCAAUAGUCAUUUGCUAUUUCAAUAAAGAAAUAUCAAGUACUUAUAUAGUACAGGCUUUUAUUUCCCCUGAUACAAGUAUUAGGCAUAUACAAGGAGUUGGAAAAAAUAGAGUGGUUGAAAGAAUUGGGGGAAAGAUACCAAUUGUAUAUACUACCUAGGCAUGGUUGUACAGUCUAUCCCACCUCUGGCCAAGUUGGCCUCAUAGUUAAGUCCUAGCAUAGUUCAUUUUGAUGUGAUUGUCUACAUGUAUUAGAAUACUGUUUUAUUGUGCACAGCUCUGAAACUUGCCCAUAAGUGUAUUGAACUUGUAACUUCAACAUCAACAGUCAGGCACACUCCACCAGGUGAUAAAUGAGUGCCCUGAUUCCUGAAGAGUCUGGAUUUACCCAAAUCAAAUUAUGCUCCACAUUGUGCUUUCUUCUAAUAGACUUGGAAAACGAGGCCAUUCAUGGCUCUGGAAUGCAAGUCAAAGGAUCAGGAUGUCAGAAGCUAAAUUUGUGUAUUUUCUUGGAAUGUAUGGAGAUUUCUUGGCUUUUUUUCCUUUUCUCAUUUAUAAAAUAGAGUCUAAGUUACUCUGUUAAGUUUGAAGAUGGUAAAACUGGCCUUUAUGCAAGAAGGCAUCGCUCUUUUUGUCCACAUUGAACUCUAGAAACUUGAAUUCUCUGCAUUCCAGUAUAUCUGGAUGACUGUUUCAAUCCCUGUUCCUUCUGGGCACCCAAUCAAAUACCAUUGUUUACUUCGAAAGGCAUAAAUUUUAUUCCUUCAAGUAAUGCAAAGGUGUUCCUUACUUGGCCAUUCCUAAUCUUCACUUCUCCUUUAAGGGCCCCACAAUGUGUUUCUCUAUUGAUAGUAUGCAAUAUUUAACUUCUCUGGCUUUAGAAGUCCAACACUAAUCUCUGCAUUGUUGGCUGUACUUUUCCCAUCCCUACUGUGGUAUCAAUGAUCCUGCCCCGGUCACAAGUUUUUCUUGUUUCUUCAUGUCCCCUAUAAUUAAAGCAAAACUUAGUCUAAGGUAGGAAUGUUAUUAUCAGAUGUUAAACAUAUUACCUGAUUUAACUGAUUGAUGUUUGAGUGCAACUUGGGAAACACUUGUUUAACAAUAUAAACCUAGUUUUCCUAAAAAUAGAAAUUUUGUCCCUAGCAGCUGUUAUGAAAGGCAUUCUUUCUCUCUUGUCUUGUUCAUCAGGAAAAAAUCUUGCAGCUGUCAGAAACAUGUUCACUUUUGGAGAAACAGUACUGAAAAGUAAUUUCGUUUGUUCUUCAUUUGGCUAGGUAUAAACUUACCGUCUUCGACCAGAAUUUUUGCUUGUUAUUAUUUUUCUUUUUUCAUUUUACUGAAGCUAUGAUGUCACUACAUGUACUUUUCAUUCUUUUUACUGUUUUGAUCCUUUCCUCUGAUUUUCUUUAAAAAAAGAAACUCUAUUGCUUCCCCUCUGUGUUCUCCCUCCACUCCCCAUGGUCCCUACACAAAUACACAUGGUUCGUGUUAAGAAUAGCAGUGAUCUCGGUCAAGUUACCUUUUCCUGUUUUCUAAAAUCAUGUUUCACAAAUCCUUUGUGGAAUAAUACCAAAAAGGAUCACAAUCUUUUAUUCGGUCAUUUUCUGUUAGAGGCAAUUUCAAUUUUUAGGAAGAGAUAGUGGUCACAAGGCCCCAGGUUAGCAUCCAGUUCUCUAACAAUCCCAACAAUGUUUGUUUUGUUUUGUUUUGCGUUUUAAAUCCCAACAAUGUCUGACUCUCAACGUGUUUAUUAGUGUUUGAGUGUUUUGCAAAACCUUAUAUCAGAAGUUAAAUAUUCUAGCACUAUUUCUGUAUAGCUUUGCUAUUUCUGUAUGACACAUCAUACUAAUAUUAUAAGUUGUCUGACCAGUGGCUUUGAAUUAAUAACAGGUCUGAUUUAUACAGUAGACAAUAUUUUCUUUUCACAUAUUUUAUCUCCCAGCCCAGUUUUGUGCAUGGUAUUUACUUUCCAAUGUAAAUUUACCCCUUUGGAAUUUGGGUUUUGGCAAUAAUAGGAACUAUUCUAUAAUCUGGAUGAGAAAGGUUAAAAAAAAAAAAAGAACUGAAAGUAAUUUAAGGAAUUCUUAAAGAUGGGAUAAAUCAGUUAUCAGGAGUUGUGAGUGUAAUAGGGGGGAGUUCAGGGGCAGGAAGGAGGGAGAAUUGUGUUCCUAUCAUCAAUCUGCAGGUUCACUCCACCAGAUCAACACCAAAACAUACUUUAAGAACUCCUCCCCACCCCAUGACAGUUUUAUCUGAAAAAUAGCAGCUCAAAAUGAGGAACCAUUGUGAAUGCAAAUAUGGUAGUAAGAAAAAUUAUAAUCCCUGUACUUUAUAAUGUUUUAGGAUAUCAAACUGCUUUACUGUGUGCUCCCUUUUUCUCCCCAACACUGAGGGUUGGACAAAUGUCCAAAUGUUCCCAUCUUACUGGUGAUGGGAACCUGCAGAUUGGCAAGAAGAGCAAAUGCCUUGCUCCAAGUACUAGAGCAAGUCAACCCAUCUGAGACCAAACCAUUUCAUAGCUGCAGACUGCAGACUGCAGAAUGCAUUUCUGCACCAUAAACUAUGAUUUCAAGAGUGUUAUUGAGUAGAAAUUUUGUCAGACCUAAUCUAAGAAUAAUGUAAAACCUACUUAUUGUAUGCAAAACAUGCUUCUGAAGUGUUUUGUUUCCACUAUUUAUUUAGCCAGGGAUUUUUUUAUGCAUACUUUGGAAGGUCUCCCCAAAUUCCCAAGACUUCUGCAUUUUAGGAUUUAGAUUAAUGAAGCUUUAGUUUUUCCCUGUAAAUAAACUUUUUAAUAAAGAAUGUCCCUGUACUACUAAAACAAAGGGAAACCUCAAUGAUAUUUGUCUUAAAUAUUAUUUUUAAAAAGACUGAGAUCAGCAACUCAAAAUCAAAGUUUAAUGUAUUUGUUAUAUUGAAAUGAAGGUUUCUAGAAGGGAAUGUGCUGGGUGAACUAUUUUAGUUCCCAGGUGUUCAUGGUAAAAACGUAAAAUUGCUGGCAUCUCUAAGAGAUAGUACUGUCUCCCACUUAUUUAAAUUUGUUUUGUUUUGUUUUUUGUUCCACUUUGUUUAAACAUACCUUUGCCCAGAGAGUUAAGAAAAAGAAUGAGAUGUAUUUGUAAAGUUUUGGUAAAAGCUCUUUAUAAAUAUAAAGAGGUGGGAUAUUUUGGCAAUUCCAUCGGUACAUUAUGGGUUGCUAAAGAAAAACCCAAACUUCCCUAAAUAGUCAAAUAAAUUCCACUUUUGGUGAUUUGGUUCAGUAACUGCCUAUCCUCACUAAUGCGUUUGUGAUAUUAUAAAAUGGUUGACAAUGUAGGACUUUACAAAUAUAGUUCUUAGAAAACAAAACAAAACAAAGACUAAAUAUUUUUUAUUAAUAGGUAUGGUCAUUUUUUUUAAACUUCUAUAACAGAUAACAUUGUGAUAGGUGCUUUAAGAGAAAUAUUUUUCCAGAAAUGGUUUUAUAGUAAAAAAAUGGGGGUGGGGGGAGCUUUUGCAUUGUGACAUAUGGGUGGAUAGUCAUCUUUGAGUUACUAAAAAUCAUGAAGUGUUCCCUGAAGAGAAACUCAUAAAACUACUUGACAGAAAGAAAAGCAUUAAUUUCUAGUUUCUUCAUUUUCUCGUGUUAUAUGGUGACCUACCAAGUAGAUUCACGUGCAUAUCAAUACUUCGGCUCAAAGGAGAAGAUUGAGUGCUUUUCAAUAGUGGGAGUAAAAUAUUCACAGAUUCUUCAUCAUGGGGAAAUAGAGUAGUACUGACUUUCCAUAGAGAAAUACCAAUUUCACAAGUUAAUAUUCCUGUCUCUAGGUGACUUUGUCUCUCCUUAGGGUAUAUUUACUAUUUAUUUUGUACCUUUGAUUUUUUGCUUUGGGGGAUUAUUUUUUACCUAUUGCAGUCCUACUGUAUUAAAUAUCCCAUAUAAUGAAAUGUUAGUAAGGAAAAGAUUUUAAAACUCCACAAAAUCUGGUUUGGGUUCUUAAUAUAUGGGAAAAACAGUUUAAAGAAAAAGCACUUCACCAUGCAGAAGGGAAAGAGAUAAUCUUAAUUAUGGUAAUUUCAAUUCAGGAUCAACAUGUAGUGCUCUGCAUACAAGGGAACACUUACUAGCAGUACUUGAAGUCUUGUGAGUUGGAAUUGCAUGUUACUUGAAAGACCUAAUUAAGCUAAAUUUUGGUGCACAGCAGGUGUACAUGAUUUCAUGUUUAUGUAGCAAAAUGCAUUGAAAUGUACUAGUAUUGAAACAUACAUGUAAAGAGUUGUGGAAAUUGUCUAUUAUAUUUUCCUUGUGUGUCUCAUUUAUUUAGAGCACAAAGUUUCUUUUUUUUAAGUGUUCUAACUGAAUAAGGCUAAAUGAAUACUGUAAUUGAAAUUAUAUUUUAAAUCUUUGUCAUGAGUUUUUAAAAAAACUAUUGCAAAUUGUAUCAUUCCUGAUUACACAGAACUUUGUGGGUGGUUUUAAAUAAAUUUUAUACUUCUAUUUUGCA
Leptonychotes weddellii (Weddell seal) is the source of this 15119-nucleotide messenger RNA. The record is from RefSeq and is a predicted model, not a curated record. NCBI's taxonomy places the organism in Eukaryota, Metazoa, Chordata, Mammalia, Carnivora, Phocidae.